Messenger RNA from Drosophila montana, 3579 nucleotides. RefSeq names its product BTB/POZ and MATH domain-containing protein rdx (gene rdx). Gene Ontology annotation, cellular component: cytoplasm; nucleus. Gene Ontology annotation, biological process: proteasome-mediated ubiquitin-dependent protein catabolic process; regulation of proteolysis. NCBI's taxonomy places the organism in Eukaryota, Metazoa, Arthropoda, Insecta, Diptera, Drosophilidae. The transcript is spliced from 8 exons. Bases 16 to 2631 code for a protein of 871 amino acids. The record is from RefSeq and is a predicted model, not a curated record. Gene Ontology annotation, molecular function: ubiquitin protein ligase binding.
UUAUUCAGUUAUAAAAUGUUUGAGCCGUAUGUGAAAAUCAAAAAAAAGCGAAACGUGCACGAAAUCUAUCAAAAUGAGAAUGUUGUCGAUGUGAAUUUGGAGCAACAGCAGCAACAGUCAUCGCAGCCGCCGCCGCAGCAGCAGCAGCAGCAACAAACGUCGCAGCAGCAGCAACAGCAGCAAGCGUCUAGUGAUAAUUGUUGCUGCCAAAGUGGCCCGCGAAAUGUUGCUUUGAGCAGCGCUUUGGCUGAGACGCCAGCAGCGAGCAGCAGCAGCAGCGGCAGCAGCAACUGCAGUCGCCUGCAGCAAUUGAUAUCAACGCCUCCAGUAUUACUGCGCAGAUCGUCGCUGUCGACGCCAGCGUCUGCGUCUGCGUCUGCGUCCACGUCAACGUCGACGUCAACGUUGCCGCAACACCCACACACUGUUGCUGCCAGCACGCCAUCGCCGCCGCCGCCACAGCAGCAGCAGCAACAAGCGGCAGCGCCUUCAGUUUUGCAACAACAUUUGGGUCACCUGAAUUACGAAAGUGGAGCAACUGCAGCGGCAGCAGCAGCAGCGGCAGCAACGAGAAGUGGCACAGCAACACUGGCGCAACAUUUGGCAACACCCAGCAGCAUAUUGCAGGCAGCUUUCAACAACAACAACAGCAGCAGCAAUAGCAGCGGCAGCAAUAACAGCAGCAAUAACAGCAGCAACUUACAAAACAUUUUGACGCGCGCACAAAGUUCCUCCGCUGCCGCCGCUGCCGCCUCCUCGAACAACUGCAGCAGCGCCUGUGCCGGCAACAGGCACUACAACGGCGGCAACAACAACAGUAACAACAACAGCAACAGCAGUAACAGCAUAAUUGCCAGCCGCCUGUUUGGGCCCACUUUAUCCACCGCCAGCUCCAGUUCGUCCUCCUCCUCCUCUUCGUCCUCCUCCUCGACUCACCUGUCGCCGCAUCAUCAUCUGCAUAGCCAUCAUUCCGCGCUGACCAAUUCAAUAACGAAUCGCAUUAAUCAGUCGAUACGGCGGCAUCUCAACCAGCAGCAGCAUCAACACAACGCCUCAGCCUCAGCCUCAUCCUCAGCGAGCACCAGCUCCAGCUCCGCCUCCUCUGCCACAGCAUCUGCCUCUACCUCUGCCUCCGCCUCUGCCUCCUCGUCACACUAUCAGCAGCAGCAGCAGCAGCAACACUUUAAUUGCGCUCAUCCUGCACAGCAGCAACAACAGAGCCACAGCCAUCAUCAUCACCAGCACCACAACAACAACAACCACCACAACUACAACAACAAUCACCACAACAACCACCACAACAACCACCACAACAACAACAACAGCAACAACAAUCAACAACAGCAACAAUCUCCUCUGUGCCUAGUAUUAUUAGUUAAAUGCCCCAAUUCGAAGGAGUUUUGUAACGCCGCUGCAAAUUUCUGUGAUAAAAGAUUGCCGGUAAACGAAUGUCAGGCAAGCCAAACAGCUAGAGUCACCUCGAACCUGCACGCAUCCAGUAGCACAAUGGCGGUCAGCCGUGUUCCAUCGCCGCCCCUGCCGGAAGUUAAUACGCCAGUUGCUGAGAACUGGUGUUACACGCAGGUCAAAGUGGUUAAAUUUAGUUAUAUGUGGACCAUAAAUAACUUUAGUUUUUGUCGGGAAGAAAUGGGUGAAGUACUCAAAUCGUCCACAUUCUCAGCAGGUGCUAAUGACAAACUAAAAUGGUGUUUACGGGUGAAUCCCAAGGGUCUCGAUGAGGAGAGCAAGGAUUACUUAUCAUUAUAUUUACUGUUAGUUUCGUGUAACAAAUCUGAAGUCAGAGCCAAGUUCAAAUUUUCCAUACUAAACGCAAAACGUGAGGAAACCAAAGCAAUGGAAUCCCAGCGAGCUUACCGUUUCGUGCAGGGCAAAGAUUGGGGCUUUAAGAAGUUCAUACGCCGCGACUUUCUCCUGGACGAGGCCAACGGCCUCCUGCCCGAAGAUAAGCUGACCAUUUUCUGUGAGGUCAGCGUCGUUGCGGACAGCGUCAACAUCUCCGGACAAUCCAAUAUUGUGCAGUUCAAAGUGCCCGAGUGCAAGCUCUCCGAGGAUCUCGGCAAUCUCUUCGAUAACGAGAAAUUCAGCGACGUGACGCUCUCCGUGGGCGGCCGUGAGUUUCAAGCGCACAAGGCCAUACUGGCAGCGCGCAGUGAUGUCUUUGCGGCCAUGUUUGAGCACGAGAUGGAGGAGCGCAAGCUGAAUCGUGUCGCCAUAACCGAUGUGGAUCAUGAGGUUCUCAAAGAAAUGCUCCGAUUCAUAUACACGGGCAAGGCGUCCAACCUAGAAAAAAUGGCUGAUGAUCUCUUAGCGGCUGCUGAUAAAUACGCACUCGAAAAGCUGAAAGUGAUGUGUGAGGAGGCGCUGUGCGUCAAUCUCUCUGUUGAAACAGCAGCCGAAACGUUAAUAUUAGCUGAUCUCCACAGUGCGGAUCAAUUGAAAGCACAAACGAUAGAUUUCAUUAAUACUCAUGCCACCGAUGUGAUGGAAACCACGGGCUGGCAAAAUAUGAUCACAACACAUUCACAUUUGAUAGCGGAGGCAUUUCGUGCGCUCGCAACACAACAAAUCCCACCAAUUGGACCACCAAGGAAACGCGUGAAAAUGAGCUGAAACCACAAUGCAGCAACAAUCCAUCUAACAACAACAACAGCAACAGCAACAACAGCAGCAACAAGCAACAACAACAAUACCUACAACAGCAACAAUAAUAUUAACAACAACAAUUGUAACAUACAUUUUAACAGUUGCAUGCAAAUUGAUUAUUUGAUCAACAAAUUCAUAUGCGAUACAGCAACAACAACAACAACAAGAGCAGCUAUUAAUAAUAUUAUCAAUAAUAACAAGAAGAAGAAGCCGCAGCCGUUUAUUGUUUCGAUAUCGAGUAAUUUAAUUUUCAAACACUUGAUAAAUGUAAUAUUUUUAUUUUGUUGAUUUAUGAUUACGAUUAAUGCAUAAUUUUAAGAUUAAAUUGAAACAACAAAAAACAAACUUGCUUAAACAACAAAAAGAGAAACAAAAUAAAUAAACAAAAAACAACAAAUCAAUAAGAAUAAAGUUCAUAAGUAACGAAAGGCAAAUAUAUAAAAAACAAAAAGCAAAAACAUAAAGAAGUAAAAUGCGUAACUAUUAUAAUUAUUAUUAUUAUUAUUAACUAUAUUAUUAUGAUUACCGCGUAUAAUUACAAAGCGUACACUUUGAUUGUGAUGUAUAUUCGAUGAGUAUGACUAAUGCAUAAUGAUACGGAUAUGAUAAUGAAGUUGAUUUAUAUAUUGUGUAUAUGUAAACUCUGCUAAUUGAAUUCAAACGAGAGAGAGAGAGAGAGAGAGCAUUAAAGGUUUUAUUUUUGUAUUUACCGAAAACUAUACCACCCCCCUCCCUCCCUCCCUCCCUACCUACCUCCCUCCUCUACACACACACACAGCAGACACAACAAAUUCGCUGCAACCACCGCACACACACACACCCUUUUCAAUAGAACAGUAAAGGAAUCGAUUGUAUACAUUAAAUUUCUUCUCUUUUUCGUUAAAAAUAAACUUCAAUGUUUUUUGUUUUUAAGUA